This is a messenger RNA of Larimichthys crocea (large yellow croaker), 2113 nucleotides long. RefSeq names its product prolactin regulatory element binding (gene preb). NCBI's taxonomy places the organism in Eukaryota, Metazoa, Chordata, Actinopteri, Sciaenidae. Gene Ontology annotation, cellular component: endoplasmic reticulum membrane. The transcript is spliced from 9 exons. Gene Ontology annotation, biological process: endoplasmic reticulum to Golgi vesicle-mediated transport. The coding region runs from base 1 to 1296 and encodes 431 amino acids. Gene Ontology annotation, molecular function: protein binding; guanyl-nucleotide exchange factor activity. The record is from RefSeq and is a predicted model, not a curated record.
AUGGGGAAGAGGAGAGUACCAGAUGUGUACAGAGCCCCCUUUCCCUUAUACUCCAUUAAAGUGGACCCUAAAACAGGGCUGGUGAUCACCGCAGGAGGAGGAGGGGCUUCCAAAACAGGCAUAAAGAAUGCAGUGCACUUCCUGGACCUACAGCUGGUUGGAGAACACCAGUACAGUGCCAGUCUGCUUUACUGCCAUGACACUGAGACACGUGCCACCAUGAACAUGGCUGUAGGUAACGGUGUGAUUGCUGCAGGACAGGACGGGACCUGUUGUCUAAUGAAGUUUAAACACUGCACACAGAAAGAAGGAGGCAAAGCUGCUGCUAAAGAUGGGAACAAUGUGCAGCAGGGUGAUGCCAGGCGGCGAGCUGGGAAAGGAGACAAAGGUGGGCAGGAUGGUGCUGCAGCGUCUGGAGACAAGUCUGAUAUGAAGGAUGAGACAGCUCACAUUACUGUGACUGGUUUGGCUGAAGUGCAGUCAGACCUGAACCCUCAGGACCCGCUCCAGAAGGUGGUCAGGUUCAGUUCUGACCUGAGCCUUCUGCUGACAGGAGGCACAGACGGACACAUCAGGGUCUGGGAGUUUCCAUCCCUGAAGAAGAAGUUUGACUUCAAAGCCCAUGAAGGGGAGAUCGAAGACUUGGACAUAAGUCCAGGCAACAAGCACUUGGUGACUGUUGGCCGGGACUUUGCCUGCAGUAUGUGGAGUGGCAACCAGUUGGCAAUGGGUCUUAACUGGCUUGAAACCAUGCCUCACAUACCUGAGAAGGCUUAUCGAUAUAUGGGCUGCAGGUUUGGAAAGGUGGAAGAUCAAAAAGAUGCCCUCAGGCUUUACACAGUCCAGAUCCCACAUAAACGAGACCGGAAACCUCCUCCUUGUUACCUCACCAAGUGGGAUGGCAAGAGCUUCCUGCCCAUGCUGACUGCUCCCUGUGGCACUGAGGUCAUCUCCACUCUGGCUGUCAGUGACUCUGGAACAUUUCUUGGCCUUGGAACCGUGACAGGAUCAGUAGCUAUCUACAUUACCUUCUCCCUCCAGAAGCUGUAUUAUGUACAGGAGUCCCACGGCAUUGUUGUGACAGACCUCGCGUUCCUGCCUGAUUUGCUGAAAGGCAAAAAUAUCAAAGGGAAUAAUGAAACAGCCCUGUUGAGUGUUGCUGUAGACAGCCGCUGUCAAGUACAUGCUGUCCCCAACCGAACAUCCUUCCCUAUCUGGUUGGUGCUGUUCUUUUGUGGCCUCAUGGUGGUGGCAGCUGUCCUCCUCCUACAGUACCUCUUUCCAGGAUUUAUUUAAAUCAUGUAAGUCUGUAAAUGGGACAGGGUUGAUGGAGUUUGGACACAUCUUCUCUUAACUUACUUUGCCACUGUCAGCAUCAGAAGUCCUCAGUCUGACAUUCAAACCUCCACAAAGUGCUGCACCACACCUCCCAACUGAGGCUGUGGUGGCUCUUCCAGCGCACACUCUGACCAGCUUUUAUGGCACCCUGACACUGUCCCCCUUCAGCUCUCACCCAGUGGACUCAAACCAGACUGUGUGAUUUUAUUUGCUUUGAUCUCAAUCAAUUAUUCUUAAUUCUUUUGGAUUUGUGUUGAAGGGCUCAGGUUCAUGAAUGUUUAAAGGGGUGGAAUCUUUUUAUCAUCAUAUUUAAGGAACAAUGUAAAAAUAUAUAAAUGGCACAUAAUGUGCCUGAUUUUGUUGUGUGUUUACACAUAGACACUUUGAAUUGGCCAUAUCCUUUGAAUAACUGUAGUUAUUAACAGUAUUAAAUUACAACGCAACAUUGCAACAUCUACAAAUGGAGAAUCAUUUGUGAUUAUUGCAGAACAGAUGUGGGGAAAUGGGAGUCAAGUUGCUAAAAGCACAUAGGAAGUGUGUGAAUCCUAAUGAAAAUAAUGAGAACUAUUUUUAUUGGAGUGAAAGCUUGUUGUUGUUUUCUUUUAUGGAAGACAUUGUCACCUUUAAUUUAAUGUAAACAUUCUGACUGCAUAUAAGUUGCCCAGCAGAUGUACAAAAAUGUGAAUGAUUUUUUUAAAUGAUGCCCAUUAUUGUAACUAACUCGGUGAAAUAAUAGAAGAAAUAAAAUAUUAAUAAGAAAGGUACUUAAAAAACA